Molecule: messenger RNA, 1884 nt
Organism: Pollicipes pollicipes
Lineage: Eukaryota; Metazoa; Arthropoda; Thecostraca; Pollicipedomorpha; Pollicipedidae
Product: thyroglobulin
Exons: 4
Coding region: 456-1244 (262 amino acids)
Biological process (GO): cell-matrix adhesion
Cellular component (GO): basement membrane
Source: RefSeq, a predicted model, not a curated record
UGCUGGCGCUGGCGCUGGCGCUGACUGGCGGCGCCGGGCUCUGCGCCGCCACCGGCGAGGACUUCAACUGCACGGAGAGCACGUGCGCCACGGUGGUCUGCUGCGACGACCCGAAUGGCGCCAACUGCCCCAGCACUAACUGCACCGCCUCCCAGCUGAAGGUGGUCAGCCCCCGCCAGCCCUGCGACUGCUGCACACGCUGCAUCGACUUCCAGCCCGAGGGCGACGAGUGCGACAUCAGCAACAUCAACAGCUUCGGCGACCUGCCGCGGCAGCUGUGCGGGCCGGGCCUCUCCUGCCAGCUGAGCGGCCAGACGGCCUUCUGCGCGCCCAUCGCGCAGACGGCCUGCGCGGCCGCGCAGAGCGCCUACGACCGGGACGCGCUGAAGGAGCUGAUCCCGGGCAGGCUGCGCCCCGCCUGCGACGCCGACGGCGCCUACCUGCCGGCGCAGCGGAUGCCCGGCCUCACCACCAGCUGCUGGUCCAAGGACGGCGAGCGCCUGUACGGCGAGCGCGGCAGUACGGAAGACGCCACGAUGGGCUGCCAGUGCGCGCGCCUCCACUACGCCGAGACCGACGUCGAGGGCCUCGGGCCACGGCCGCACUGCCUCACCGACGGCAACUUCGACACGCUGCAGUGCAGCAACGCCACCUGCUUCUGCGUCGACCAGACGAACGGCACCAUCACCUCGGUGAUCGCCAGCCGGCCGUUCAAGGACCUGCUGCCGUGCUUCAACGCCACCAUCCACCGCAAGGACUACCUGAAGCCGUGCGAGCUGGCCGCGCAGCAGCUGGAGCAGGAGCGCGCCGACUGGGCACAGCAGGGCUUCUCGCUGCUCGGCGCCGAGCCGCCCCGCUGCGACAUCGGCGGCUUCUUCGACAAGGUCCAGGUAACGCAGACGGGGCAGACGUGUGUGACACCGGAGGGCGCCGACCUUCACUACACGGUGCCACGCAGUAGCGCCGCCGCCGUCAGCAUGACCUGCAACUGCGCCCGCUCCUCCUACCACAUGCAGUCGGCCGGCCAGAUGACGGACCUGCCGCAGUGCUGCGAUAACGGCGACUUCCGGCCGUACCAGUGCCGCGGCCUCUUCUGCUACUGCGUCGACGCCGACGGGCAGCAGUACGGCGGGGCCGAGCCGCAGUCCAGUCUGCAACUGCUCAAGUGCAGCCAGCAGCUGUGCCCGAGCACCGCGGCCGGCUCGCGACCCGACGGCGGCUGGUCCCAGCAGCCCUGGCACUGAUCGGCGGUGGCUGGUCCCAGCAGCUCUAGCGCUGACCGGCGGCGGCUGGUCCCAGCAGCUCUGGCGCUGACCGACGGCGGCUGGUCCCAGCAGCUCUGGCGCUGAUCUGCGGCGGCUGGUCCCAGCAGCUCUGGCGCUGACCGGCGGCGGCCGGUCCCAGCAGUUCUGGCGCUGACCGGCGGCGGCGGGACGCUCGGCCGAGGCUCGCCACGCCCCGCAGCCCCCGCGCCGACACCUGACACGUGGACGACACUGGCCGCUGGACAGCUGGUUCUUGUGUGCCGCUCGAGCCCGGCUGGCGCCAGCUUACGCUCUGGCGACUCAGGUGGCGAGGGGGAGCGAAAGCUAACAAGGAAGGGGUGUUCAGAGUUAAGUAUGUAGCAGGGUGGCGGAAAAGACGCAGGGGUGGUGAAUGGCCUGGCGCACAACAUCUAGUUACAGUGGAGUGACGAAUAAUCAGCGCGAUAUGUCCGCGGGGCCGUGCGGGUCACCCAGACGACCAAAUAACAAUGAUCAAUCCGGGGAAGAACAAUUUUUUCCAGAAAAUGUUUCCCGACCAAUUUUCAAGUAGUUCCAGCACGCUUAGAUUGUGAAACUAUAUGCUGCUGGUGUUCUUGUUGCAUACAUGACUGAAGCAUAG